Molecule: messenger RNA, 1327 nt
Organism: Pteropus alecto (black flying fox)
Lineage: Eukaryota; Metazoa; Chordata; Mammalia; Chiroptera; Pteropodidae
Gene: PTRHD1
Product: peptidyl-tRNA hydrolase domain containing 1
Exons: 2
Coding region: 34-456 (140 amino acids)
Molecular function (GO): peptidyl-tRNA hydrolase activity
Source: RefSeq, a predicted model, not a curated record
UGGCAGCGCUCAAGGCCCCUCCCUGAUCCCGGCAUGCACCGGGGAGCGGGCCAGGCCUUUCAGCUGUGCAGGAAGAUGGCGAUACCUGGCGCUGAGCCGCAGAUCUUGGUACAAUACUUGGUGUUACGAAAGGACCUAUCGCAGGCACCGUUCUCCUGGCCAGCGGGCGCACUGGUAGCUCAGGCUUGUCACGCAGCCACUGCGGCCUUGCACGUUCACCGGGACCACCCGCACACGGUUGCUUACCUCCAGGAGCUGGAGCGCAUGCGCAAGGUGGUCCUCGAGGCACCAGAUGAGGCCACCCUAAAGGAGCUGGCUGAGACGCUGCAACAGAAGAACAUCAACCACAUACUGUGGCUGGAGCAGCCAGAGAAUAUUGCCACUUGCAUUGCACUCCGUCCCUACCCCAAGGAAGAAGUGACCCAGUAUUUGAAGAAGUUCCGAUUGUUCAAAUGACUGAUAUUAUCAAUUGCUUUGGUGUAUUCGUGUCUCGCCUGGAUCCAGAAACUACAUGCCAUCUAUCCCCAAGCGUGCUCCUUUCGAUGGCAACUUGCUCUUCCCUUAAUAUUAUGACAGUUUCCUGAGGUUCAAACACAAGUUCAUAUUAAAAUUGUCAUUUGUGGGUCCCAGGUCUGGCUGUGAUCCAGGCUUGUGGCUAGGAAUAGGACCCCAGAUUUAGAAUGUUAACAUUAGUAGGUGCCUGCGCCUAAAAUAUGCAAACAUAAUUCAGGUUAUUUAUCAUGUAUGUAUGGCUGAAUGCCACUAUUGUACUCUGAUAUAUGUGGAGCCAUGCAGUCCCCUGGGGAGCAGAAGGGGAGCAGAAGAGCAGAAGCCCACUCCCCACAAUAGAACUGCACUCCCUGCAAUAGAACUGCGCUCCCCACAAUAAAGUUAGUGCCUGCUGUUUCAUUCUCAUGUCGGUCCCUUGUGCAUUCUUCCAACUGGGCGUCUCACCACCGAAACCUCUUCUCGAUCAGAUUGGAGCUGACAUUAAUAAGUGCUUCCUCUUAUUUUUAAUUAUUAGAAAGUUCAGAUGGGGAAAGUGAGUGAGCAGCAAUGUCUAUGGGUCAUUGCUCAAGCAGAAGGUCUGGUUAGACGCCUAUACAGGGACCAAGGAAAUGCCCUUCCAUCUUUGUCAGGAAUAAAUAAUACAGUUCUUCCAAUCAGCAGGGUUUAAAACUUUGCCUUUGAAUUUCUUACAUCUACUUAUUGUAUUCACUGACUCUAAGACAUCAGCUUUAAGAUAACCAUUAUUUUAUGUGUUAAGAAAGAAAUGCUAUCAAUCAAAUUAAGACAUGCAAUAAACCAUGAGAUUAAUUUCAAAAAA